This is a messenger RNA of Engraulis encrasicolus (European anchovy), 990 nucleotides long. RefSeq lists its product as uncharacterized. NCBI's taxonomy places the organism in Eukaryota, Metazoa, Chordata, Actinopteri, Clupeiformes, Engraulidae. The coding region runs from base 27 to 722 and encodes 231 amino acids. The record is from RefSeq and is a predicted model, not a curated record. The transcript has 2 exons.
GACACUGGAGAGAGAGGUUGAUUACUAUGAAGCUCAGCAAGAUUUUCAAAUGCUGCUGCUCAGCGCCCAUGGAGGAGUCAUCCAACAGGAAGAAAGGAGUGCAGAAAGGUAUGGAGACCCUUGUAGCCACUCCUGAGAUGCUCCAACUGGAGGCAAGACCAAGUGCAGAGAUACAUGCUCUUACAGAGCCUCUGAGAGAGGAGACUCCAGCAGAGCCAAACUUUUACCUUCAUGUCAACUGGUGGAAUUACCAGAAAAGAUCUGAGAGGAUCCAGGUACUGAACGAAGACCAGAGUCAGCUUGCCUACGAAACAAAGUGUCAGCUGGAGGAAGACAGAGUGGCAAUGCUUCAUAACUGGUUUGCCCGGAGACAGGAGGCACUGGAUUUAAUGGCUACUGAUGCCAAAGAGCUGACUGCACUGGCUGACAAAGAUCAGCUGGCCGGGGUCUCUCUCAAGUGGAGAGAGGUCUUGAGAAGGAACCAGAGCGGUUCAGGAACCCUUUCUGCUGAAGAAUCAGGAACCCUCUUUGCUGAAAAAUCAUGGGCUGAUGCAGCCGACGGACAAUGCAACACCCUGGCCCAAUCAGCAACCCUCUCUGCUGAACCCUCAUGGGCUGAUGCAGCCGACGGACAAGAGAAGACCUCCAGCAGACGGACAAGAUACCUCUGGUCAAGAAUCAUGAGACAAUCCUGGCGAUCUGGACAAAUCAACUCAAACUAGGAAUAGGGGGGACUCAAAAAAUGACAAACAUUAAAAAAAAUAUACAUUUACCAAUUUGGACUUCCUCAGGUAACCCCUUCAACACACAGGGUAAAGGAUCCUGAGACAAGGAGGUGGGAGAUCAGGAAAACCACUCCUGCUGAAACACAUUUAUUAUAUAACUGCACAUAAACGUAGGCCUAUAUUUUAAGUGCAAGAUUUUUAUAUUUAAUAUUAAAUUUGGGAUUAUUUGUUUCACUCUAAAUGCCAUCUUGCUGUUACUUUUCAU